Vidua chalybeata is the source of this 2418-nucleotide messenger RNA. RefSeq names its product endogenous retrovirus group K member 5 Gag polyprotein-like. The coding region runs from base 753 to 1694 and encodes 313 amino acids. NCBI's taxonomy places the organism in Eukaryota, Metazoa, Chordata, Aves, Passeriformes, Viduidae. The transcript has 2 exons. The record is from RefSeq and is a predicted model, not a curated record. Gene Ontology annotation, molecular function: zinc ion binding; nucleic acid binding. Gene Ontology annotation, biological process: viral process.
GAUGCGGCAGCUGUUUUUAAAGCGCGGCAAAUAGCACUCUGGUUUGGGGCUUUUCCAGACGCUGAUUUGCACCACCGUCACUGCGGGAGACACGGCUGCUGGCGCCACCACCAUUGAGCCAGACUCCGCCCAGCGGGUAAAAGCUCUUGGACCAUGGCGAGCCUGAGAGGGUUUCCGCUCCUUCUGCUCAGUCCUGGCAGCACUAUCGCUGCUGAGAAACUGUUCUGGCUCCUGCCCGGUUCCGGGUUUCCAGCAGAGUGAAGACGCAGCACACCCCAGGAGACGACUUCAGACCGGGAACCGCUGUUGUUUUUUGUUUUCUAAGGGUCGACGGUUCGCAGACGAAACCCCUCCCAAGUGCUUUUGCAGGCCUCCACCCACAGCACCACCCCUCCAGGUGGUUCCUUCAGCUCCACCCCUCGAGGUUCCAUCACCCGAUCCCACCCCGCUCCACACGGCAUCACCAAGCUCAGCCACUCCCACACAAACCUCCACCCCUGAGCCUCCGGACCCUGCCCCCCUCCUCCUGUUACCCAAGCUCCGGCCUCUGGUUCCCAUGUCGAAGGGAAAGGCGGGGAAGCUGAAGCCGGGAAACAGAAAGCAGGCAAGGAUUCAAACUCCUUGUUUCUCGCGCCAGUGUUGUACAACGCGAGAGGCAAAACCCCAGAUGGGAACCACUUUCAUACGAAAGCAUAAAGGAACUCUGCAAAACAAAACGUGAAUUUGGACAAAAAAGUGAAUUUUUUAGGAGCAUGUUAAAAGCAACUUUCAAUUCUAACACCUUAGUUCCUACUGAUUUAAAGUGCUUGUUCAGUUGCUUGCUCCCUCCAUCAGAAUACAGAAUGUGGGAAAGAACUUGGAAAAGGUUUGCAGGAGACCUUCUUCCAGGAAUUUUGCAGACUCACGAUUAUGCAAAAGAUAUAGAAGGUGACGAGAUCACCCUUGAACAUCUUGUGGGUGAAGAGGAUUGGAACCAAGCCCAAAAACAAGCAGCAGGGAUUCCAAAACCAGUGUUAGACCUCACAAAAGACGCAGCAGAACAGGCAUUUCUUAGUAUGCCCUCAAAAGAACCUAUAAUACCUUAUAUCGCUCUCAGGCAAUCUGUUUCAGAGCCAUUCAUGGAUUUUGUUGAUCGAGUGAGAGACACGGUUGAGAAAAAGAUGGAAGGGCAAGAAGCACGAGCCAAAAUCAUGUUUGAAAUUGUCACCACAAAUGCAAAUGAUGCCUGUCGGCGAGUCAUCAUGGCUCUUCCAGCGUCACCUCCACCUAUGCUGGAUCGGCUCAUCGAGGAGUGCACAAGAAAAGCCACACUGAGGGCAGAGGACUUGGUGGAAAGUCUUCAGGAAAAAGUGGUUCCGCCAACAUCAGCAACCCCAGAAACUCCAACAUCGAGUUCUCCUCCUCCCAAACGCAGGUGUUUUUACUGCAGUCAGGAAGGCCAUUUCAUCAGCCAGUGCCCCUUUCAGGGGACAGCGCCUCCUCAGGGGGGGAGGGAGGAGGGAGGAGAAUUCUCCAACCAGCAAAAAAUCUUAUUGGGGAGCGCAGACCUACCCUGCAUGAUGAUACAAAUGGGGUGGGUCAGGGGGGUGUUGGAGACCCCACAGAUGACGCAGUUGCGUCAAACAGGAAACGCCGCAAGGGAGGAGGAGAACCCUAACUCCUGUUUUUCCUUUAUACUGGCAGAAUUCCUAUAGUUAGUUUACCCUGUUGUAUGAUUUCAUUUUUCUUUCAGACUAGCAGGAUGUCAGUUCCUACAUUCCUGCUCCUCAUUUGGCUCCAGAAAAGCAGGAGAAUGAGGACUGGUUCAUGGGCAUGUUUAAAGGCUGGGAUCUUUCUGGUUGUCCCUUCUAAAGGACAUAUGUUAUUUUGUAGUUGCAACCUUUUUAGUUUUGCUAUCAUUUGGGAUUUUUAAAUUAAUCAUUUUUAGCAUUGCUUCCUCCAAGUUUGCAGCCUCCGCACCUGUUGUAGUUGCUGCUGCCACCACAGGAGGAGAAUGGUGGGAAGAUGGAAAACAAAACAACACUGCAGUUUGAUAACCGCAGUUUCUCCUUCCCCCAAAGCUCCAUUCCUUUUAUUAAACAAAAAAGAGGGAGAUGUUGUAGUAUACAGCUACGCAAAUGGAGCAAAAAGCUUUGUGAAUUUGAAAUGGGAGUUUCUGUUUCCUAAACCUGGAGUUUCUAUUCUGUAUUUUUACAUGUAUUCAUCCUUCCCCCGAAGCUAUUCCCAUUGGAUUUUACCUAUAAUGUAUUCAUACUGGGCAUUGUUCUAUUGGUUUCACCUUAUCUCUUAUUUUCCGCUAUAAACCCUGUAACUCAACCCCAGACCAUUGUCACUUGUACGUGCGGCGUUUGAGCGAAUACAACCUACUUUAGACUGCACAAGUGUCCAAUCUCUUGAGUCUCUUUAUCCCGGUCAUGA